This is a messenger RNA of Haliotis rufescens (red abalone), 1235 nucleotides long. RefSeq lists its product as uncharacterized. The record is from RefSeq and is a predicted model, not a curated record. The coding region runs from base 112 to 840 and encodes 242 amino acids. The transcript is spliced from 2 exons. NCBI's taxonomy places the organism in Eukaryota, Metazoa, Mollusca, Gastropoda, Lepetellida, Haliotidae.
ACCGCGCUGCUGCGGGAGGCGUUCCAACUUGCCACGUGUUACCGCUUCGAAGACCAGUACGAGAUGUUUAUGCAUUUCAGUCGUCUCUCUGACGGACUUUGAACUGUAUAUAUGAACUGUGGAUAUAUUGUUUCUAAAGAAUAUACAAUUAUGUUCAGGUGUCACACAAACAGCAUUUCUUCAGGUUUCGUCUCUAGGGACAUGCUAGGUAACAAUCCUCUGAGGAGGGAGUUCGAUGUCUUCUGGAAAACGAGUCUCGCUGACAAGGAGGUCAGUAACACAGCCGCGGUCUGCAAAAUUACCCGAGACAAAGGGGAGACGAUUCUAACACGAAUUUUCUUCGAAACGGCGGCUGACGGCCCGCGAGCAGAGGACAGAUUAGUUGAAUGGCUUCCUGAUGAACCUUUCUGGCAAGACGCAGAUGAGAUCAACAUCAAGAUCUAUCUGAGUUACUCCCCCCAAGGAGCGACUUCUGAGGGCAUCGUCAACUUCCUCCAUGACCUUGAAGCACAGGGCAUUGAAGUUAACAUGACGAUACGAUUUGCUAGCUUGUAUAGAGUCGGGACAGAAGAUGAGGCGACAGAAAACAAAGAUGGCCUCCGGCUUUUACAUAACAACAAGGUGAAGGUCGACGUAGUGCGUGAAUGUGAUUGGGUGUAUUUGAUGGACGUUUUGAAGAACAGACAAGCACAGAAACAGCACGGGAGGAGGUCAGUGAUUGUGAGACAGGAACUAACUAAAAUAUUCACAGACCCACGUGAUGAGGAGACCAGCACUGACCAGGUGACAGCUGACAGCGAAACCAUGACAGAGAAAGUCGGAUACGAUGUACGUCUGUAAAGAAAUGACAUCCUUCAUCCACGGAUGAUUAUAUCAGUGUGGAUCAUUAUUGUUUGAAUAAUACCGUUAUAUAACUUUAAAGGAAGCCAUCGAGAGAUACCCACAGGCUGGCAGAUUUAAAGAAACAGGUGACCUAAAUGCGUUACAAUGGUAUUCCAUUUUUGUACAUUUCACUUGUGUUAUCACUACAACUGCAACAUUUUAAUUGAACGAACCUUUAAAAACUAGGACAUGGGCAGAAAAAAAACGUGACGCGAAAGUAGUACAAUGAUAUAAAUCUCGUUUGAAGAUUAAGCAACGCUUGGAACGACCACCUUUGAUACCUUGACGCUUUUUAACCUGACAUUUUCCUACCCGGUGAAUAUAGACUAUAAUAUACCAGUAGAAAAAAACUG